AUGAGGAAACUCGCGUCACUCCAGCAGCUCAUAUCUGAGACUUCAAUCGUGAGGCUUGAGGCUGCCCUGGAAACAGGGAACGAUGUUCUUCGAGAAAUUAGAUCUGCUUUUGCUGACGCAACUAGCGUUGAGGAAGUUGCGAAGUGGGUCAAGCAGGCUGAUGAGCUCCUGGCACAGUCCCGCAAGCAAAGAACAGUUGUCGGUGUUGUCGGUAGCACCGGUGCCGGAAAGAGCUCCAUGAUUAAUGCUGUUCUAGACGAGGAGAACCUGGUGCCGACAAAUGGCAUGCGCGCAUGCACUGCCACUAUCACCGAAAUCCAAUUCAAUGAAACUGAGGAUGAGCAAGCGGCCUAUAGGGCUGAAAUCCACUUCAUUCAUGCGAAUGACUGGAUCCAAGAACUUCAUGCUCUGCGCGGGGAUCUCAGAGAACCUGACGGCGAUCUUGUUGGAGCAGAACAAUUGGGCAGCGAGCCUCGAGCUGCUAUUGCCUACGACAAGAUUAGAUCUGUUUACCCGCAGUUGAGUAAAGAGGAUGUUGCAAAGCAUGGUUUCUCUCCGGAAGCCCUGGCACACCAGGCCCCCGUAAAGCAAGUGCUUGGUACCGUGAAGGUGAUAACUGCACCAACAAGCAGCGCAUUUACGGAACUUUUGCGGGAGUACAUCGACUCCAAGGACCGAAUUUGGGAUCAUAAGAACAACAGCGACCGGAUGGAGUUCUGGCCCUUGGUCAAGUUCGUACGGGUCUUUGUUAGAUCACGCAUCUUGGAACCAGGAAUGGUCUUGGUUGACUUGCCUGGUCUGCAUGAUUCUAAUGCCGCCAGAUCCGCAGUGGCUGCCAGGUACUUGCAACAAUGCACAGGUCUAUGGGUUGUUGCCCCUAUCACGCGGAUUGUUGAUGACAAAGUCGCACAAAAUCUCCUCGGGAUGUCUUUCAAGAGACAAUUACAGUUCGACGGACUCUACUCAGCUAUAACUGUGGUUUGUACCAAGACAGAUGACAUCUCUGUCACGGAGGCUUUGAGAUCCAUGCCGAUGGGCCAUUCGAUACGUCAGGAUUGCAUGACCAUGGCUACGCUGGAGAAAACCGAGCAGCGAUUGAUCAUGGAGUCUUCUCUGGUCAAUAAGCGCAUUGCGGACCUCAGUGGCCUUGUUGAUAAGUGUGAAGAAGAUGUCGAGCAACUGGAGCUCUCACUUGAGUCCCAGGACAAUGAAACCCUUGAUGACAACACGAAUACCUCAUCUUCCGAGGAAGACAGUCUCGAUGAUAGCGCCGAGCGCCAGGAGAAAAGGGUUGAUUCUAGGGAGGAAGCAAUCCGGCGGCUAGCGUCUCUUCGAGCAGAGAAAAAAGCUAUUCGUGCCGAGAAGAGUGAUCUGCAAGAAAAAGCCAAAUCUCUACGUGAGGAUCUUGACAAGGCAAGGUUUGAUAUUGGGGGUCUCAAAUCUGGUAUCAAGAGCGCUUGUAUUCAGUAUCGCAACCAGUACUCGCGGCCAGUGAUCCGGCAACAGUUUGCCGAAGGACUUAAAGAGCUUGAUGAGGAGAGUCUUUCCGGUCAAGGUGAAGGCGGACACGACAACUCAUACGCGCAGAGAUUAUCGAAGCGAUCGGCUGCCAGGCUCCCUGUGUUUUGCGUCUCGGGCCGUGCUUACCAGAGAAUGUCCGGCAUGCUCAGAAAUGACGAGCCCGACCGUACCGGAUACCUUUCCCUUGAGGAGACGGAGAUCACAGCUUUGCAACAGCAUGCCCAAAGAACAGACUUGAAGGACGAAGAACUUGCUUUCCUAGAGAAAUCUUUGAAGGAGCUGUCUCUGAAAACGCAUUCCGCUGUUGUCAAGGCAGUCGACAGAUGCGACCUUGCGCUACAGGAUGCCUUGAACGACAAUUUCGCCUCAGCUGCUACUCGCGCAUCCAAGGAUGCGCCUGGAAUAGCAAAAUCAUGGGGAAAGCCAAAGCGUGAUGGCGACCUAUGCCGGCCGUUAUUGAACCAUAUUGCUCUGCCGUGGGAACGCGCCUUCUCCCGCACAAUUCCUGAUAUCAUCGAUGCGUUGGGGCAGGAUCUGUCCCAAUAUCUUUCUGAGUUUCAAGAUCAGAUGCACACUCGUCCACACCUGAAGAACUCUGAGCCAUACGAAAUGGUGAGCUACCGAGUCAAGAACCAGGCGGACUCGUUGCGAAAGGCUGUGAAAUUCAAUAAGCUUAUCAAGUUGGAUGAUCAAAAAAAGGCGAAUCGGUCUUUCAAGCCAGCAGUCCAGAAAGCCAUGCAGAGAGCGUAUAUGCUUUGCAAAUCAGAGAGUGGUACUGGUUCGUUUGAGCGUAUGAAGCGCUACAUGGCCGAACAAGUGCGAAGCGAGAAAAAAUCAAUGUUCGACUCAGCAGUCGGUGCUGCUCAGGACAGCCUUGAGGACCUGCUCGAUAAGCUUCAACAAAAUAUCAAGUCUAAAGUAGAAGAGGCAAUCCGCGAGGUGUCCGAUGACUACAUAACCCUCAUCGAGGACCACAACGUCCUCAAGGCUUUGACCUCAGCUCAGAAAAAGAUCAGGGUCUUGCUCAAUAACCUCGACAGCCGCUUUCAACCGGUGCUCGAAAUACCGGUCAGCACCACAAUCGGCCAUGGCAACAAAGGAGACGAAGCUGCCGACGAGGUUUCCCUUAUCACUUCUCCUGCUUCUGCUGUUUUGGAAUCAGAGGCCGAGCAAGGCACCAUCGAAUACGAAGUGACUCUCUAA
Molecule: messenger RNA, 2724 nt
Organism: Sordaria macrospora k-hell
Lineage: Eukaryota; Fungi; Ascomycota; Sordariomycetes; Sordariales; Sordariaceae
Source: RefSeq, a predicted model, not a curated record